AUGGGCACCAUAGUAACCAAGCGCGGUGUUGUGGUCAAGCAGUUUGGCCUUACAGAGCUCUAUCAAACAGCUAACCCGGCCGUCGAUAUCGUCUUUGUCCACGGCCUGAACGGAACCUCAUAUCAUACCUGGGCGACGAAGAAGCCGCAGGAGGUCUUCUGGCCGUCCGAUCUUCUACCAGACGCCCUGCGCGGCCUCGAGGUCAGAAUCCUCACUUAUGGCUACGACGCGAACGUCACGGCGUUUACUGGAGGGACGUCAAAGGAUAAGCUACAUAACCAUGCUGAGCAUCUCAUCUCCAAGCUGUUUGCCCUUCGAAACAGCACCCAGUCGACUGAGAGGCCCAUCGUCUUCAUCUGUCACUCCCUCGGCGGCCUGGUGGUGAAGAAGGCUCUCUGCUGCUACACCAGGAUCAGCCAUCAGCACACACAGCAUCUCCGAUCCAUCUAUAUAUCGACAUACGGCAUCCUCUUCCUAGGGACACCGCAUAAUGGAUCUAACAUCGCAAAGAUGGCCAGCACGGCGCAGUCCUUUAUCAGCACCGUCAUCCCAAAGAAGCUCCUCUCCACCUCCCCACAGCUCAUCCAGGUCCUGCAGAGCAAUAACGAGCAUCUCCAGGUUAUCAACCGUGAGUUCGUCCAGAUCAUGGAUCGGUUCCACAUCUACUUCUUCCACGAGUCGAAACCCAUGGAUUUAGGCGGGACCCGAGCCUUUAUCGUUGAGGAGUCUUCCGCUGCCCCGGUCAUGGACGGGGUGGAGCGUAUGGGCAUCGAGGCAGAUCAUGGAGCAAUGUGUCGCUACCUCAACGAAAACUCCCCUGGCUACGAUACCGUCACAGAGGCAAUACGGCGUUACUCCUCUGCCGCCGGUCCUACCAUCGUCGCCCGCUGGCAGCAGGCUAAGCGGGAGUACUACCUUGCAGUGCAAGCCGGUUUGCAGGUCCAGCAACUUACUGUGGGCAGCACUCUUGAUCUCACAUCCGAUGCGCACGACCCACUUGAACGCUCGGUGUCCUCCCUUCCUGGGCCACACGACGCAGCUUACACCAACCCAGAAGCUCUCAGUAACGUCGGCCAGUCUCUACUAUUGGGUCAGAAAGAUGAACCAGUCGUCACCGUUAGCCCUCCCGGCUUCCAUCCUAAUGCCGUGUUUUUCGGUAUGGAAGAUGAGAUGGAUCAGCUGCAACGGGUACUAUCCGAUGAACGGAAACGGUCUCUAGGCCCAGUAGCUGUUUUAAUCCACGCUGGCCCAGGCGCCGGGAAAUCUCAUCUGGCUAGGCAAUACAUGUACGAUAACGAAGCUUCCUACCCUGGCGGCAUCUUCUGGAUCGAUGGCAAAUCAAAGGAGUCUCGUCUCAACGGAAUCUGGGAGAUUGCCGUUGCUGCAUCAAUAAUGUCAGAGGGUCAGGAAGAUCGAGAUCCAAGAUGGCUCAUGGCCGACAAAUACACAGCAAAUGUCAAGCGGUGGCUGGAAACUAGAGAUAACUGGCUUCUCGUCUUCGAUGGCCUUGCCUUUGAGCAUGAGGAGGACCUAGAUGAGUUUAGAAACUUCCUGCCCUUCAAGCCGAAUACCAGCAUUAUCUACACGUCUGUUGAUCGCACCCUGCGCCAGAAACAGCGGCUUUACGAGCCAUAUGGUCUUGCAGUCAAACCGUUGGCUGUUGAUGCUGCAUGCAAGCUUCUAUUCAGGGACCUAGGGAUCAUAAACGCAAAUUCGAAGCAAAAGAAGAAAGCUCGUGAACUGGUUAGGCACUAUGAAUGCUUGCCGCUUGCCAUUCACGCCUUGGGCCACCGUCUUAGUGCUAGCGGGAAGCCACUCGAAACAUACCAUUUUGGCUCACAUCUGACAGAUAUUCGUCUGGCUGAGCCAUACAGAGGGAUAAUGUCCGACCUUAACACCAACGAGUACACCGAGGCGCUACAGCUGAUCUAUAUCCUAUCAUUCUUUGGCCACGACGUACCAGUUGGGAUGAUUCAUCUAGGCCGCAAGGCUUUGGCGGAAUAUAAAGUCGAAAUCCGAACUCUAGAAAGAUACGGAAGUUCCGAGAGGCAUAUCGACAAUACUUUUGCUAUCCUCAUCAAGUACGGACUAAUCGAGCGCUCAUUUGACCCGUAUACAUGGAACGAGGUCACUGCUACCCCAACCAGCGAAAUUGACAGGAUGGGCAUCGAGCGUCGUUCUACGGACCCAGCGAAUUCGCAAAGCGCAUCUAGUCAAGAUACCUUCUCUGCCCGGCCACGAACGGCCAUCGACGUGCUAAAGAUCCAUUCCGUUGUCCAAGGUUUCUGCCGUGACGAACUCAUCGCCGAAGGCCCAAAGCACUUCUGGUACUGGCUGGGUAUUGCAACAAGUUUGUUCUGUCUGUCGUAUAAGAAUGCCACUACCCAGAUCAAAGCAAUCAGGGGCGCAGGUCUCGUUAGAGACUACCACAAGUCAGAGGUCAAUUUAGAGCUUCACCAUGAGUGUUUGAAAACGAUGCUGCUUGAUAUUGAAGAAGAGAUCAGACAUCGAUCUCCUGGCUCAUCCCAGGAAUCAUUCCGUCACCAGAAAUCAAUUUUCGACCAUACAAGCAGCAUGUCGUCCUUUUCCGACUCUAUAGUUAGCGGAUCUACAAAGUCCUGGGAGCAGGAAAUGGGUACUGAAUGCACCGACUCGCCCCUGGAAAUAUCAUCACCGCGGAGCCCCAUUCAAUCUCAUUCUGUUUUCUACGGUAAUCAGAAUAUUGGAAUCGAGAAUCUCAAUCAAGGCCAGGGCGACGGGAACCAGACUGCCGCUGAUAUGUCUCCAUCUUUAUCCAACAACACGGAAGUUCCGACGCCAACGAUAUCCCAGGAAGAGCAGCCUAGCCCUCCUACAAAGAAGCGAAGUAGUUUCCUCUCUGCCUUUAAAGAGCCUCUUAGGCGAUUUAGGGAGCGGAAGAAUCUUGGGGAGUUUAGGCCAACAACGCCUACUGUGUCCGUUUCCGAUAGUUCCCGACGGAACAGCUCCAUAAUAGUCCAAGGAAGCUCUGGCCAGAGGAAACCGUCUGAUUCUGAAUCUGUUGGCAAAGCAGCUAUGGCCGUAAUGCAGCAACAGAUGUCUUCAAAAAGCAGUGGUACCAACUCAGCUAGGCCGGGAUCUAGUAACAAGAGCAACCAGCAACUUUCUUAUGCCGCAGUCGUGUCUGGAGAGCCUUUAACCGGAACGAAGCCCCCUCGGCAACAGCCGAGCCUUCCACAGCGUCCAGUACACACGGAUAGCCCUCCGUUGCCCGGCGUGGAAGAGAUAAAACGCCUAUCCGCUUCUAUGAUGGAAGGUGCCAAAAUGAACCUGUCGUUGUCAACUCACAGUGACCCUGGAUUACCAUACCCUCCACAUCGGGCUUCUGCAUCUGAUCGAAGCUCACCGACAAGCCCAAACUCUCCCUUCAUGCCAGGACAGAAUUAUCCAAAGCCUCCGAUAGUACAUCAGCAACAUUUCAGCGAUUCCAACGUCGGUGCCCCGUACGCUGGGCCGAACCCCUUACCAUUACCAUAUGAUCCAGACAUUCAAAUCACUCAACUCCCACGACGGACCUCAGCAUUCACUCGCGAAAACACAAACGUACCACCUCUGCGCAAUAUGGGUUCUAGAAGUAGCCUCCCCCACGGUUACUCAUCCCAGCCGAUGUCUCGGGAACAUUCCCAGCUAUCCCACCAGUCACUCCAAGCGGAACCUGGUAGAUUCGCAUCUUAUUCAUCGGGGCCCCGGGCUGCCUCAUUCUCCCAUUCCAACCGGGCAAUUAUCCCUAGAUUGGACACGCGAAUAAGGUACCCAGCCAGCGAAUGUGCCAUCGACUCAGCUACAACGACACCCACUUCAACCGAAAGCCAGCCACUGUCAAAGACCCAAUCAGGCCCCGGCUUCAUGGUCGAUUCGGGUGAUGGUGUUAGCAGAAGUCUCAUAGAAUUCAACGCUGUGCGCUAUACCCCACAAAUCCGAUUUGGCGAACUCGAGCCCGUCAGCGUUGAUGCUGCUAGACAGCGAACCGAGCUAGCGCUCAGACAAGAGCAGAUGAGGCGCCAAAUGCGCGCCGCACCUUAUCCAGACCGCAACCUUAUGCCAACCGCUAGCGAUCCACAGCAGCUAGCGGCCUUGGUAACACCCGGAUUCCCUUCUCCACCACAGCCACGAGUGGAACAAGUUCGUCGCCAAGAGGGAGGUGUUCGGCCAAGGCUAAGGAGCGGCAGCACUCCCCAGACUCCCGACUGGACGGGCUUGGGCAUCCACCAUCGAUUACCAUGA
Microsporum canis CBS 113480 is the source of this 4263-nucleotide messenger RNA. RefSeq names its product LipA and NB-ARC domain-containing protein. Gene Ontology annotation, molecular function: hydrolase activity, acting on ester bonds; ADP binding. Bases 1 to 4263 code for a protein of 1420 amino acids. Lineage: Eukaryota; Fungi; Ascomycota; Eurotiomycetes; Onygenales; Arthrodermataceae. The record is from RefSeq and is a predicted model, not a curated record. The transcript is spliced from 5 exons.